CAACGAACGAGAGACGGUGGAGGCUACCAGAAUGAAGACAGACAGGUUUCGGAAUAAACGUGGUACAGUUCAGCACAUUGUGGCCUUAGUUGGUGAUGACGUCAUCCUGCCUUGCACCCUGAGAAGCACUGUCAGUGCUGUGCAUCAGACAGUAGAGUGGCAGAGACCGGACCUAAAACCAAAAGAGGUCCAUCUUUACAGAGAUGAGAAGGAGGAUCUGGUGCUCCAGAAUCCAGUCUUCAGGGGAAGGACGUCACUGUUUAAAGAAGAACUAGAGAACGGCAACGCUAGUUUAAAGUUGACCAGAGUGAAACUGUCUGAUGCUGGAAACUACACCUGUUACAUUCCACUGCUGGACCACCAGAAAAGCAUCAUUCAACUCAUUGUUGGUGAGUCAACACACCUGCUGACCACCCAAACCCCCUUAGGAGACAGAUCUCAUGAAAUCAAGGGUGCUGCAUCUAGACCAGUUAUCAUCAUUGAGGGAAUCAAAGGCGAUGAGGUGGUCCUGCGGUGUGAGGCUGAAGACUGCUACCCAGAGCCUGUCAUGGAGUGGUGGGACGCUCAUGGACGUGUCCUCCCUGCUGCUGGACCUACAGAGACAUCCAGAGACCGUGAAGGCUGCUACACUGUGACAAGCCAUGUUAACGUCCCCAACUCUGACAACAACACCUUCACCUGUCGGGUUCAACAGUUGGACAUCAGACACAUGAAGGAGAGACAGAUUCACGUUCCAGGAACCGUUGACGUCAGUAAUGAAGAAGAACAAGGAGACGACGAAGAAUGA
Messenger RNA from Salvelinus namaycush (lake trout), 787 nucleotides. RefSeq names its product CD276 antigen-like. Bases 32 to 787 code for a protein of 251 amino acids. The record is from RefSeq and is a predicted model, not a curated record. The transcript has 4 exons. Lineage: Eukaryota; Metazoa; Chordata; Actinopteri; Salmoniformes; Salmonidae.